This is a messenger RNA of Chinchilla lanigera (long-tailed chinchilla), 1264 nucleotides long. It is a transcript of the gene Lyzl6, whose product is annotated as lysozyme-like 6. NCBI's taxonomy places the organism in Eukaryota, Metazoa, Chordata, Mammalia, Rodentia, Chinchillidae. Gene Ontology annotation, biological process: fusion of sperm to egg plasma membrane involved in single fertilization. Gene Ontology annotation, cellular component: sperm flagellum; acrosomal vesicle. The record is from RefSeq and is a predicted model, not a curated record. The transcript has 7 exons. The coding region runs from base 410 to 997 and encodes 195 amino acids. Gene Ontology annotation, molecular function: lysozyme activity.
GAGUCCUCACUCUGGUUGCCUCCAUCCAUUUCUGCAAUGUGAGCACCAAAAGUUCUCUAGAGUGCUCUCAACUGGACAAGGACAUGAAGAUGUAACGAGCUCAAGUGACCUACUCUUUAAUGCAACUGGUGAGAAGUGUUAAGAAAAGAUUAUUUAAAGCACCUGGAAGCAAAGAACAAAUGGACAUGGAUUUAAGUAAAGAUAUGAGAAAUGGGUAAGAAGUGGUUUUCAAGAUGGUGAAGUGGCAGCAAAAUUCAUCCUGAGAUCCAGAAUCCAAACAUUAGAAAAUAACAAAUUUUGGAAGAAAAAAAGAGAAGUAAAUCACCAGGAACUGUGAAAGAACUGACAGGAAAAAGCUGCAGAGCAGUUUGAAAGACAGAUCACAAGGCAGGAAAGAAAACACAACACCAUGGAUUGUCUCCCUGGUUUCUGGCUCACUGCUUGUGGGGAAGGAAUCCUGCUCUGCAGAAGUAAGGCUCUCCAGGAAGACCAGCAGAAGCCUGUGAGACCAGAGCAGUGGGCCCUGCUGGGGACCUUAUCCCCUCUGAGGAUGGCCCGGGUAUGGCUCAUUUCCUUGGCCAGCUGCCUCCUUGUUGUAAAUCAGGCUUUCAUCAUCAAACGCUGUGACUUGGCCAAGAUCCUGCAUGAGGAGCAGUUGGAUGGAUUUGAGGGCUACUCCCUGAGUGACUGGUUGUGCCUGGCUUUUGUGGAAAGCAACUUCAACAUAUCCAAGGUAAAUGAAAAUGCAGAUGGCAGCUUUGACUACGGAAUCUUCCAGAUCAACAGCCACUAUUGGUGCAACGAUUACCAGAGUCACUCGGAAAACUAUUGCCACAUGGACUGUCAAGAUGUGCUGAGGCCCAACCUUCUCGCCUCCAUCAGCUGCGCUAAGAUGAUUAUGUCUGGAUCAGGGGGGAUGAAGAACUGGGUGAGAUGGAGGAUGCACUGUGCAGACCGGCCACUCUCCUACUGGAUGACAGGCUGCCGUCUGGGAUGAAGCAGGUUACAGGGCCACUGGGACUCAUCCAGAACCCGUGUCCUCAUUUGGGGAUUCUUUUCUUCCUCUUGCUUCUUCCACUUGGCGUUACUUUCUUUCCCUUCUCAUUCACAAGUAGAACUGACUAGAGUCCCAGGGACAGAUGCCUUUCUUAGGCUUUCUCCUUGUACCCAUACAGGCCCUAUGCUCUUGUUCCUGUCAUUUACAACCAAGAGGAUCACAAUAAAUAUCUAUUAUUUUUAUUUAUUAAAGCACUCCUUGGGCAAA